CUCACGGGGCCCCGUGGAGGGGAGGAAAGGGAAAUUCUCCGCAAAAUUUUGCGGGGGAAAAUGCCCCCCAUCCCCACCUCGCGGGAAGGAAUAUUUCUCGAUGGGGAUCCCCACGGGACCGCGCGGGGAUCAAGGCAAAUUGUUAUUCCUAACAAGAAACAUUAUCAUUUACUUCAUAUGUAAGGCUACGUGAUACAUUUUUAAUAAGUUUAUUAUAUUAAUACUAAUAACAUGAAUUUUUUUUAAUACAUAAACAAUGCUCCGAAAUCUUCAAUGAAAUAUGAAGCAACUUCUUCAACAACAAGAAGUAAAGCCAAUGACGGUGAUAGUCUCCUUCAAAUAGAAGUAAGAAGUCUAAAGUUAAAGUUAUAUAAGUGGAGUUCCUUUUUAAAAGGAGGACAUGGUUUGCCUCCUACUGUACAAUGUAAGAUAGUAAAAUGAUAUCAAAUAACAAAAUUUUCAUUCAAUGUUUUAUUCUAUUUGUAGCUAUGCAUUACUUUUAGAUACAUAACAAUUAAAUCGCACAAUACAAUUUUUAAGAUAUUAAUCAUAAAUACAUUCAAUUCUAACUGGUGCUGCUGAAUCACUUGUUGAUGAUUAGUAUUGAUAUUCAUUUUCUAAGGUAAACAUGGCCUAUAUUGGUUAAACUUUUUGGGCAAAAAGAGAUUAAAUGAACUUGAAUAAAAAAUGUGCAUAUAUUAAAAGUUGAGGCACUAAAAAAAUGUAUCUUUA
This is a messenger RNA of Rubroshorea leprosula, 732 nucleotides long. NCBI's taxonomy places the organism in Eukaryota, Viridiplantae, Streptophyta, Magnoliopsida, Malvales, Dipterocarpaceae. The record is from the annotation of a GenBank genome assembly.